Motacilla alba alba is the source of this 2815-nucleotide messenger RNA. RefSeq names its product zinc finger protein 414 (gene ZNF414). The record is from RefSeq and is a predicted model, not a curated record. Lineage: Eukaryota; Metazoa; Chordata; Aves; Passeriformes; Motacillidae. The transcript is spliced from 8 exons. Bases 1322 to 2482 code for a protein of 386 amino acids.
UGGAGCACCCCCUCCAUCCAGGGCUGAAUUUCCCCUCCUGGGCCACGAGCAGCCCCAGCCCUGCCCCAGAUUCCUUUUUCCAUGGCCAACCCCCCUCCAUGGCUGGCUGAUUCCAUCCAGAGGCUGCUGAGCUGAGAAAACAACAACAAAAAAAGGCCCCACAACCCCCAGACAAAGCCAGGAGGCCGGGGGCAGCCACGGGAAUAAUCCCACAUGGAUUUUUUUCCCCCCUCCCUGGUUUAUUUCCUGCUGGGCUGUGAUCCCAGUGUGCUGGGUGCUGCAGGAACAGCUGCUGAGCCCAGCCCUUCCAGGCUGAGCCCCUCGGGGCCAGACCCCCCAGAGCCAAAAGCUGGGAAAAUGCCUCUGGAGCAGAUGUUAAUGGGAAGGAUGGGGUGCCCCAGCCAGCAGAGCUGAUCUCCAGGAGAUUUCCCAAGGAGUUAUUGAGCUCCUGGGGGAGCAUCUGCCAGUGCUCACUUCACAGCCCCAGCACUGAUAAUAUUGUUGUUAUUAUUGUCAUUAUUAUCAAUACCAUCAAAAUCAACAUUAUUAUAAAUAUCAUUUCUCUUUUCUCCUUUUUAUUUGAUCCUUUUGUCCUUAUUUUCAUCAUUGCUUAUUAUUUAUUAGCAUUACUAGUGCCAUUAUUUGUCACCAUUUUCUCCCUCAAUCCAACAUUAAGACACUACAGAGAAAUCUCCCAGACCGAGGGGGCUUUCCAGAUGGUUUCCACUGGGAAUUCCAGUUUGGCUUAUCCAUGUGGGAGCCUCAUGCCAAGCCAGUGUAAUUUUGGGCAGGAACCGUCCCCACGUGCCCAUCGUUGACUCCCAGUGGGACAUGCUGCUCCUCCUGGCUGGAAAACCCUUUGGAAUUUUGAGGGGAGCACCCAGUGAGCCCCCCAGCCCUGGCAGCAGCUCCAGCAGUCCCUGGUUUGGCUGUGCCUUGGAGGGGAUCCCCUUGGAGGAACCCCCCCAGUCUGGGGGAAAUUCUGGCUGCAGUUGCCGUGGGCUGGACACAGCAGGAUCCUGGCGAUGCCUGGGGGGGAUGUCUGGGGGCUUUGGGGACCACGCUGGGCUGGAGAGGCAGCAAGGGACAGUGACAGCUCUGGGACCAGCCCCGGGUGGGAGGGUCGGUCCCAGACCACGGGGCACCGAGGAGGAGGAGGGAAGAGAAGAGAAGGAGGAGUAGGAGAAGAGGAGGAGGAGGAGAGAGUCACUGGCCCCGGGCUGGGCUCUGACCUCCCUCCUGCUCCCGGUGCAGCACCGCCAGGAGGAGCCGCCCUGUCCCUGUCCCUGUCCCCGUGCCCCUGCCCAGCUCCGGCCAGGCCAUGAAGACGGAGAAGGACGAGGCCGUGGCCACCUUCUCCCUGCGGGGGAAAUUCGGCACGGAGGGGGCAGGCUGCAGUGACCCACCCGUGCCCGGUGCCCCGGUGCCGGUGGCGGGGAGCGGAGGGACCCCGGCCCCGGAGCUGCGGCCGCUGAAGCGCAGACCUGUCCCAGGGAAACACUACCAGUGCUCGAGCUACGGCUGCAAACUGGCCUUCCCCAGCAUGCAGGAGCUGAUGGACCACCUGAAGGUCCACUACAGACCCACGCAGUCCCUCGAGGGCAAAACCUUCCAGUGCCCCACGCUGGGCUGCAGCGAGACCUUCCCCAGCAUGCAGGACCUCAUGGCCCACAUGAAGGUGCACUACAAACCCAACCGCUACUUCAAGUGUGAGAACUGCCUGCUGCGCUUCCGCACGCACCGCUCGCUCUUCAAGCACCUGCACGUCUGCUCGGACAGCGCCGGCGGCCCCUCGCAGCCCCCCCGGCCCGCGCCGCCCCCCGCCGCCCCCGUGCCGGACAAGGAGCCCCCGGCCAAGCCCCCCGAGGGGCUGCCCAAGCUGCCGAGCGCGCUGCGGCCCCCGGAGAAGGAAUCGCCGGCGGACUGUGCCCCGGCGGCGCUGCCCGGCUCGCUGGAGCCGCUGCUGCCGGGGGCCCCCCACCCCUUCCCGCUGCUGGAGCCCGGCCUGUUCGGGCCCCCGUCCUUGACUCGCUUCUCGGGGCCGGCCCCCCCGUCCUCGGUGCCGGGGCCGUUCGUGCCCUACGUGCCCCCCUCGCCCUUCGGGCUGGCGCAGCCCCCGGCUCAGCACCGCCUGCGGCCCUUCCUGCCCGGCCACGGCCCCCCCAGCGUCUCCAACGCCGUCUGGAAGAAAAGCCAAGGUGUGAGUGUCAGCCCACUCCUCCCAUGCUUUGGCUCAGGAGUGACUCCAGGGCACUCCUCCAACAGCCGCAUCGUCUGGGAGCACACGCGGGGCCGCUACAGCUGCACGCAGUGCCCCUUCUCCACCGCCUCCCGCGACGAGAUGACCCUGCACAUCGAGGACCACCGCAAGAACCCCCCGCCCGGGCGCCUGGAGGCCGAGAUGGAUUUCGGGGUGGGCCUGGCCCCGUUCCACGCCAAGCUGCCGCCGGAGAUGGAGAACUCCCUGUACUCCCAGCUUUGAUGCCCUCGGCUCCCAAGGGACUCUCCUGCGCCUCCCGUCCCUCCCCUGAGCCGGGCAGGGGGCACAGCACAGCCCUGCCACGGUGCUGGGACAGGCGGCCCUCCCUGGGGACAGCAGCAGCAGAGGGGCCGAUGUUCCCCCUGGAAUUUCUCCCCUUCCUUUUUAUUUUCGGGAGCUCUCCAGCAGCCGGAGCCGCUGCGUCUCCCUCCCCAAAGGUUUUGUUGCUUCGGCCCCGGGGGCUCUGCGGGGAGCCCGGGAGGUUCUCAGGAGUUAGUGGACUUCUCUGGAAUGAGAUCUCGGAAAAAUAAAUGGGAAUUGUACAGGAGUGGCAGC